Messenger RNA from Caenorhabditis angaria, 3421 nucleotides. The record is from the annotation of a GenBank genome assembly. NCBI's taxonomy places the organism in Eukaryota, Metazoa, Nematoda, Chromadorea, Rhabditida, Rhabditidae.
AUGACAAUAUUUCUAAUUUUCCUCUUUACUUUUAUCAAUUCCGAACUAAUUCAACCCGGUUUCGAUCCAGAAGAACUUCUGAAAAGUUAUAUGAAUGCGACUCAAAAUGAAGAAUACAAAACAAUUCUAACUGAUGAUUUUGCAAUUUAUAAUUGUAUAGGAAAACUAAUUAGUGGAUCUGAUUUCAACAUGGAAAAAUUGAAAAAGCUGACAGAUGAUGUAUCAUUUCGUGAAUUUGAAGUAAUUUCUUCUGAUAAUCAAACUGGAAUAUUUGAUGUUGAAAUUGAUUAUUUUGGAAGCACAUUUGAAGCAAUUUAUAUAGAAAAUGAAGGAUGGAAAAUAAAAUCGGAACAAUAUAAAACAUGCCUGGAACAUCUUCGACCAUAUCAUUCUAGUUUAUUGAUUGAUUACCAAGAAAUAUUUGCAAAGAAGUCACAAUCUUUGCUUGGAGAAUACAUAAAAAACAUUAAAAUUGGACAAUUCCCAAAGCAUUUUGAAUUCAUGGGAGAUCCAAACAAUACUAUAAUAUUAAAAUACAUUGAACCUCUUGUGAAAAUGAUUCAGGAAAUUCCAAUCAUAGCAAACAAUCGAUAUGUUAUUGAUGGAACUUCAGAAAGAGAUCUCCGAAUUUUUGUUUCAAUCGAUAAAAAAUAUAUUAUCACCCUUGAUGUAUUUGUGAAUGAAAAUGGAAAAUUCGAAAUAAAAUCAGAAGGAUAUGAAGAAUUUUCGAGUAAGGAUUUAAGCAUUCCAUGGUUCACUUCUGCAUUUAUUGAUUAUCCGGAAACUUAUAAGAGAUUGGGUUUUUUCUUCUUGAAUUCAGAAUUCAAGCCGAACGAACUUUUGUACAAAUACAUUAAUGCAAUGCAAAAUGAUGAGUACAAGAAAGUUCUUACUGAUGAUUUUGCAAUUUAUGAUUGUAAAGGAAAAAUAAUUAGUGGAUCUGAUUUCAACAUGGAAAAAUUGAAGAAAUAUACAGAUGAUGUAUCAUUUCGACAAUUUGAAAUAAUUUCUUCUGAUAAUCAAACUGGAAAAUUUGAUCUUAAAAUCGAAUUCUAUGAGAGCACAUUUGAGGCAAUUUAUAUCAACAAUGAGGGAUGGAAAAUAAAAUCGGAAAAACACAAAGUAUGUAUGGUAAAACUUCAGCCAUAUCAUUCAAGUUUAUUGAUUGAUUACGACAAAAUUUUCCUCGCUGUAUCCGAAUCUUUGCUUGAAGAAUAUAUAAAUAACAUCGCGCUUGGACAAUUUCCAAAACAUAAAAACUUCACAAUUAUUGGAAAAUCGAAAAAUAAUAUUAAUCUAACAUACAUCAAUGCUCUCGUCAAAUUGAUUGGAACAAUUCCAAUAAUAUCAAAAAAUCGAUAUAUUAUUGAUGGAUCUUUUGAAACAGAUCGACAAAUUCAUGUCACGAUUGAUGAAAAGAUUAAUGUGGCACUUGAUGUAACUUUGAAUGAAAAUGGAAAUUUCGAAAUAAAAUCGGAAGAACAUGAAGAAAAUUCGAAUGCUGAUUCAAAUAUUGCGUGGUUUACUUCAGCAUUUAUCGACUAUCGAAAAACUCAUACAAGAAUUAAUGAAGAAUUAGUUGAGAAGUUCAAAAGUGCUAUAAGAACAAGGAAAAUGGAGGAUGAAGUAUUCUCAAUAAAAAAUAUUGAUAUUUCAGAUAUCGGCCAAUUCACAAUUUUUUACUCUGUAAUUUAUCAAAAUAUAUUUGGAGAUGUUGAUGAAAAACAAUUGGUUUCGGUUCGAAAUUCUGAAGAGAGAUUGAUGGAAUUUCAAUUCGUAUUUAAAAAUAACAAAUUUGAUCUGUAUUUUGAUGGAGAAUUGACUGGGCCAGAUUAUUUGGAUAGUCUUUAUAAAGAUAAGUCUUAUGAUUUGAUGGUUGAAUAUAAGAAUAUCAUGAUGGCGGAUGAAAUUGAAUUGCAAGAUCUUUUUAAUGAAAAUUUCAAGUCAUGCGAAUGUUUGAAAGGAUGCAUGGAUUUAGCACAUUUCGAAAAACAACUCAAAAAACCAGGAAAUAUAGUUGAUUUUGGUGAUUGGGAUGACAUUGAGUUCUUUUCAAUUGACAAGACGAAUGGUGAUAUAAAAUUUAUGAAAAAUAAAAAAUCGAAAUUUAUUGCGAAAUACAAUUUCGAUCGGAAAAGAUACGAAUUAAUCGUGGAAAUUCGUUGUGGAAAUGAUUUUGAGAAUUUGAUAGAUUGGGAUGAUGGAUAUAAGCCACACUACAAUAUGAGUUAUACUUGGAAUAAUUUUGAACCUGAAGAACCAUUCAUCACUUUUGGAAAAGGGUGUAUGUUUUUUUUGUUGUUUGAAUUGUGAAUUUGAAAAAAAUUAUAUUUCAGGGAUGUUUGAUCACAAGCCUUCGAUCAUUCCAUACGAAAACUUUAAUAUGACAGCAGAUGCGAUUGAAGUGAGAGAAGCUUUGAUUUCAGAUAACGAUUAUAAACUUUUAAAAAUAAUAUGUCGUCGCUCACAAUCUCAACGUGAAUUUAUUUUUUUAAAAUAUCAAUCAAUGUAUCGAGUUAAAUUGGGUGAUGACCUACAUUUUCAUUUGAUGGACAUACAUCUUGAUUUCACAGACAAUGAUUUCCAACUUUUGAUGAAUGUUUUAUUAUUAACUCCACCAGUUUUUGAUGCUUGGUCAUUCAGCAGAGCAGAAUUUGAUGCGAUGUUUUAUACUGAACGAUUUAUGAUUCUAUCAGAGCAAGAGAUUAAAGAUGUAAGGAAAGCAUUUGAGUAUAUUCAGGCAAAUUUAGAUUCGAAAAUCUGGAUAGAGAAUUCAUUAUUCUUACCAGAAAUAGCUCCUUCUAGAGUUUAUGUCCGAGAUGCAAUUAAUCUAUUAAUGAAAGGUAAACGGGAUCAAAGUUUGGUGACAAAUAAAACAAAAGCUUUGGAAGAUGCUAGAACUAUAUUUGAAAUAACGAAUAAAAUGGAAGUUAUCGAAAAUCCAGGUCAUUACUUGAACGCUGAAGAAAAAGUUAUAUUGCAAAUUUUUAUUCAGUCCAACUUGGUGCAACUCAGAAUGGUGUUCAAGAAAUUUUUAGAAUUAUAUGGGAAGACAGUAAGACAGACAAUGGGAUAUAUUUAUUCGCAGCAACCGUAAGUGAAAUUGGUUUUAUUUGAUAUCAGAAUCAAAUUUUGUUUUUAAAGACAUCUUCAAAAAUUCUACAACAUAAUAAUUGAUAUUACACAAGAUCGAUUGGAAUAUUUAGCUGAUAAGCUUGAAAGUUUUAAAGAUUCGGAAAAUAUUGAACUCGAUUUGAUUAUAUUUAUUGUUGGAAAUGCGGAACGAAACUUAGAGUCUGUGAGAGAAGUUUAUGAUAGAAGACAUCCAAAAGAGAACUUGGUUGAAUUUAUUUCGAAUUAUGUUUCUGGAAGAUUUCGAGAUGCAUUAAUUGAGUUGGUUAAAGGCAAUAGAAAGCAAUGA